AGACCAAAACCUCUGCCGUGGUCGACCCCCUCUCAUCUCUCCGUCUUCGUCCGCAAUCUCCAAUUCCUGAACCUCCAUCACCACCAAGACUGGCCGGGCAUCAGCGUUCGUGCCCUAUCGCCCUCGUCGCAGAACCAACGCCAGCGCAUAAAAACUGUGGAGUGGGCAUUGUAUCAUCUCUGCGCAAUCUGGGAUCCGGAAGUAACACAUGAUAAACUACGCCCUUUUUUCCCUCCGUUGGAAGCAUUACAGUCGGUGAACCUCCGUGCCGCUUUGUUUCGGGUGCUGUCAGAUAUAAAGAAAAAUGGCGACCUGGGAAAGGAAACAAUACUACGCAAAUCGAUGUUGGACGACUGCAAGGGGGAGAAAUUUGAUGAGCUGCUGGCUGUUUUCUCUACAGCGGUUCUGCGUAAAGUCUUGACCGCCUCGCUUGACAGGAGACAGUUGAACCCAGCUCUAAUGCUGUCGUUGGCGAAUGGUAUUUCCCCUGAGGAUUACCAGCUUGCGCUACCUCUUCUCCUGGCGCAUCGGGUCUCGCUUGGAUCGACCGGGGAGCGUCGCACUCGCGUUUUGAAUACAUAUGACAAAUUUUCGCAAUUACUGGAUAAAAAGAAAGUUCAGUUGGAACAACAGUCUCAGGACAACCCGCGGUCAGUCCCUGACGAACCGACGGAUUUCGGACAUUUCGCGGAGCAGAUGCAGACAAAUUGGCUGGGUAGCAAAGAAUGGGCAAACGACCUGCUUUAUGGUGGAUCGCAGAGCAGCAGCGAUGCGUUCCUGGAAUUACCAUUCGCAAAAGCCUGGGCAAAGGCGAAAGAAUCAACCGUAGAAGAUCUCAAAGCCGGUUCCUCUCGCGAUCUCUUACUUGAUCUUGAAUCGCGGGUAUCGCGCCAACGGGAUCGACUGAGCAGAUGGCGCGAAUAUAGCGGCAAUGCAACCCAGGAGAAUGGACCGGCCAAUGUGGACUCGUUCCCCUCGGCCAAUGCUGCAAGGAACAGUUCAGUGGUUUUCAGAGACCACCAGGCGCUCACUGUUGCCAGUAUCGCUAAGGCAGUUCGAGAGCCUGAGAGUCGUGCUAAACCUACUCAGCAAGACCAAUCCCUUCUGCUUUCUAUGAAUGAUGCACUCGCGCGCAUCGACGGCAAGACGCGCUCGUCUUUAGGGGAAACGAAAUCCCAGACAUCUCCUAAGCCCGCAAAGCCUGUCACCAGCACUCUAUCGCACGAUCCUAGUCCCCGUCCGCAAGAAUCCGCACCAACUAUCGAAACCGAGCCGGAACCUAUUCCGUCCCCGGACGACAACAAUCACAUAGACCCACAGCCUUCCAUUGACUACACAUCCCCCAGCAUAACCCUCACCGAACCAGACCCUGAACCCAGGCUCUUCGCCCUAGCCGAACGAACCCGCAAAUCCAUGUCCCUUAUCGCCCCACGCCCCAGUCUCCCACCAGAAGAAAAAUCCUCCCGUCGCCAAAACCGAACGUCCUUCCCCGUGAACCCAUACCAAACUCCGCCGAAAAAAGCACCUCCUAGGGUGCAGACUCCGCAGGAUCAGCUCUUUGAGGAGAGUGCGGAUUAUGCGAGUGUGUUUAAGUCGCGGCCACUUAUUGCGCAAAGUCCUGUUUCUUCUCCGGUUGUGCAUGUUAGUCCGCUGGGGGAUUUUGAUUUGGAGACGGAUGUGGAUGCGGAGGCUGAUGUUGAU
Messenger RNA from Aspergillus ruber CBS 135680, 1701 nucleotides. RefSeq lists its product as uncharacterized. Gene Ontology annotation, biological process: spindle assembly. The record is from RefSeq and is a predicted model, not a curated record. Gene Ontology annotation, cellular component: mitotic spindle microtubule; HAUS complex. The annotation marks the transcript as partial. The transcript is spliced from 2 exons. Gene Ontology annotation, molecular function: microtubule binding. NCBI's taxonomy places the organism in Eukaryota, Fungi, Ascomycota, Eurotiomycetes, Eurotiales, Aspergillaceae.